AUGUCCGCAGCGAUUACCUCUUUGACAGCUUCUCAGGUGAACGAUGAGCUCAGCAAGAUGCAGGCGUUCAUCAAGAAGGAGGCUGAGGAGAAAUUUAAGGAAAUCAAGUUGAAGGCCGACCAGGAGUACGAAAUCGAAAAGACCGGUCUGGUCCGCAACGAGAUCAGCAACAUCGACUCUGCCAUGGAAAGCAAGACCAAGAAGGCCUCGUUGAAACAGCAGAUAACCAAGUCGACUAUUGCCAACAAGAUGCGUCUCAAAGUGCUCUCUACCAGAGAGCAGUUGCUGGACGACAUCUUUGAGGCUGCCAAGGCUGAGCUCAAGACCAUCUCUGCCAACGAGAAAAAGUACAAGCCCGUGUUGAAGGCCGUCAUUCUCGAGGCGCUGUACCGCUUGCUGGAGUCCAAGGCCGUGGUCAAGGUUCGGGAGCAGGACAAGAAGCUGGUCGAGUCGCUCAAGGACUCCAUUGUGAAGGAGUACGCCGAAAAGACCGGCAGACAAGUUGAUGUCACCGUCUCAUCCGAAUUUUUGAGCAAGGACGCCGCUGGUGGUGUCGUUGCCUCUGACGAAUCUGGUAAGAUCGUGGUCGACAACACCCUUGAGGAGAGAUUGUCCAUUCUCAACCAGGAGGCGCUUCCAGCGAUCAGACUCGAGCUGUUCGGCAUUUCUGAAACCAGAAAGUUCUUCGAUUGA
Lachancea meyersii CBS 8951 is the source of this 693-nucleotide messenger RNA. Lineage: Eukaryota; Fungi; Ascomycota; Saccharomycetes; Saccharomycetales; Saccharomycetaceae. The record is from the annotation of a GenBank genome assembly.